CAGCGCACCAUGGCCGGGCUUCUGCCGCUGCUGCUGCUGCUCCUGCUCCCGGCGGGACCCACCUGGGGCUCCAAGGAGAAGUGCUUCACCAAGAUGUACACGACAAGCGGGGAAUGCUGCAAAGCCUGCAACUUGGGAGAGGGGGUGGUGCAGCCCUGCGGGGUCAACCAGACCGUCUGCGAGCCCUGCCUGGACAGCGUCACCUAUUCGGACACGGUGAGCGCCACGGAGCCGUGCAAGCCCUGCACGCAGUGCGUGGGGCUGCAGAGCAUGUCCGCACCCUGCGUGGAGUCGGACGACGCCGUGUGCCGCUGCGCCUACGGCUACUACCAGGACGAGCCGAGCGGGAGCUGCAAAGAGUGCCGGGUGUGCGAGGUGGGCUUCGGCCUCAUGUUCCCCUGCCAGGACUCGCAGGACACGGUCUGUGAGGAGUGUCCCGAGGGCACCUUCUCCAGCGAAGCCAAUUUCGUGGACCCCUGUCUGCCCUGCACCACCUGCGAGGAGAAUGAGGUGAUGGUGAAGGAGUGCACGGCCAUCUCGGAUGCCGAAUGCAGAGACCUCCACCCUCGCUGGACAACACAGAUGCCAUCCCUGGUGGGCUCCGACAGCCCCGAGCCCAUCACCAGAGACCCCUUCAACACCGAAGUGAUGCCCAGCACCCUGGCAGACACCGUCACCACCAUCAUGGGCAGCUCGCAGCCCGUCGUGAGCCGCGGCACCGCCGACAACCUCAUCCCCGUCUACUGCUCCAUCCUGGCGGCCGUGGUGGUGGGGCUGGUGGCCUACAUCGCUUUCAAAAGGUGGAACAACUGCAAACAGAACAAGCAAGGGGCCAACAACCGCCCGGUGAACCAGACGCCUUCGCCGGAGGGGGAGAAGCUGCACAGCGACAGCGGCAUCUCGGUGGACAGCCAGAGCCUGCACGACCAGCAGCCACCCAGCCAGAGCACCCAAGGACCAGCGCCCAAGGGAGAUGGGAACCUCUACGCCAACCUGCCGGCCAGCAAGCAGGAGGAGGUGGAGAAGCUGCUGGGAAGCUCCGCGGAGGAGACAUGGAGGCAGCUGGCCGGGGAGCUGGGCUACAAAGAGGACCUCAUAGACUCCUUCACCCGGGAGGAAUCACCCGCCCGGGCUCUCCUGGCCGACUGGUCCUCCAAGGAGACGGCCACCCUCGAUGUCCUGCUGGCCGCCCUGCACAAGAUCCAGCGCGGGGACAUCGCCGAAAGCUUGUACAGCGAGUCCACUGCCACCUCCCCCGUCUGA
This is a messenger RNA of Haliaeetus leucocephalus (bald eagle), 1263 nucleotides long. It is a transcript of the gene NGFR, whose product is annotated as nerve growth factor receptor. The record is from RefSeq and is a predicted model, not a curated record. Gene Ontology annotation, molecular function: death receptor activity; coreceptor activity; nerve growth factor binding. NCBI's taxonomy places the organism in Eukaryota, Metazoa, Chordata, Aves, Accipitriformes, Accipitridae. The transcript has 6 exons. Gene Ontology annotation, cellular component: cell surface; plasma membrane. The coding region runs from base 10 to 1263 and encodes 417 amino acids. Gene Ontology annotation, biological process: Rho protein signal transduction.